GGGAAUUUAAACAGUGGAUAUAUACAUUAUAAUAAUAAUCUAUACGGUUGGUAAAAUACAGUAGAGAGCGUAAGCCCUGCCCAGUGAUUUCUCACGGUGGUGAAGAGCACGUGCAUGGCCCCGCUUAAUUCCAGGCAGCGAUCAAACGUAAGGGAGAUAGCGGGCUCUGCGAGUCGCACCUGACGUUUUCACUGCAAGCAACCAUCACAGAAAGAGGCUACUUAUGAUUCAUUAAUUGGAUAAUAAAAAGUUGGCACUCAGAGCUCAGAAUGCGGACGUAGAGGUGCUGAUCUUGUGUCUUCAAUUAAGCUUCGGAUUCUAAACGGAGCCGAGGCAGGCGCAGCGACGGAAAUAUUAUGGCUGAGGUGGCUGGUGACAAGCGAGCUCCGGGGCGGGUUUCGGCCAGCGCUAAGCGCAUGCGGGCUUAUGGGGGAGUGAUCGCGCGUGACGUCUCACAGGGAGCACCGGAGAUUAGGCGAGGGAACAAAUCAGAAGGCCCCGUUGAGACCUGGAUCAUCCACCCAUCACACUUGUCUCUAAGCUUUGUGCUCUUGCCAGCUGAAGGUGCUGGUCACAAUAGAUGUAUUACAAAAUCAUGGACAUGCGCAUUUCUUGUACUUGUAACGGUCUUGACCCUACCGGAAACGGUGUGCAUUUUCAUGGUUAUCACGUGUCAGUUUUAUGCUUACUUUAUCGGGUGCGGCGGUGUCUACAUGAGACCCGAAACAUUUCUAGGCUCAGAUAUUUAAAGAGAAUUCUCGCCAAAGAAUUAACUACUACCGGGUGUCUAAUGAAGUUCUCGUGUAUUUUGGUCAAACUCAAGGCGUCUUAUGGAUGUAAACAGCGGUCAUGCUGAAUACGCAUACUGUAGCAUUUAUCUUAGAUAGUACUAUCUUAGUGUUGUCUCUACGUAGCUGACGAGAGAAAAUGGCCCUAAUAUUCGCUAAGGAGGCUCGACUUCCAUUGGAAAGGAGAUUUAGCAUUCGAGAUGUUUGCAUACCAGUCUGU
Messenger RNA from Babjeviella inositovora NRRL Y-12698, 1008 nucleotides. RefSeq lists its product as uncharacterized. The coding region runs from base 357 to 749 and encodes 130 amino acids. The transcript is spliced from 2 exons. Lineage: Eukaryota; Fungi; Ascomycota; Pichiomycetes; Serinales. The record is from RefSeq and is a predicted model, not a curated record.